Messenger RNA from Medicago truncatula (barrel medic), 1239 nucleotides. Its product is annotated as probable xyloglucan galactosyltransferase GT14. The transcript has a single exon. NCBI's taxonomy places the organism in Eukaryota, Viridiplantae, Streptophyta, Magnoliopsida, Fabales, Fabaceae. Gene Ontology annotation, molecular function: glycosyltransferase activity. The record is from RefSeq and is a predicted model, not a curated record. Bases 1 to 1239 code for a protein of 412 amino acids.
AUGAAAGGUGUUUCCCCUACUUUUCAUGCACCAAAAAAAUUGGACCCUUGUUUAGGCCAAUAUAUAUAUGUCUAUGAUCUUCCUAGUCGAUUCAAUGAUGACUUGUUGAAAGGAUGCAACACACUCAUUAAGUGGGAAAAUAUGUGUCCUUACUUAUCAAACUUAGGAUUAGGGCCUAAGAUUAUUGAGGAAUCAAAUGAAACUGUUAUUUCAAAGAAAAAUUGGUAUGCAACACAUCAAUUUUCACUUGAAGUAAUUUUUCACAACAUAAUGAAAGACUACAAGUGUUUAACCAAUGAUUCAUCACUGGCUUCAGCAAUUUAUGUACCAUACUACGCUGGUCUCGAUGUAGGUCGGUAUCUUUGGGGAGGAUUUAAUAUUUCCAUAAGAGAUGAAUCGCCGAAUCAAUUAGUGAAAUGGUUAGCACAACAAUCUCAAUGGAAACGAAUGUAUGGUAAGGAUCAUUUCAUGGUUGGUGGAAGAGUUGGAUAUGAUUUUAGGAGAGGAAGCGAUAAAGAUGAAGAUUGGGGAACAAAGCUAAUGUUUCUGCCGGAAGCUAGUAACAUUACGAUUUUACUAAUAGAAUCGUGUGCUGAUAAAGAGUUUCCUUUAUAUGAGAAUGAAUUUGCAAUUCCAUAUCCAACUUAUUUUCAUCCUUCAAAUGAUGAUGAGAUUUUUGAGUGGCAAAGGAAAAUGAGAAAUAGGAAAAGGGAAUAUUUGUUUUCAUUUGUCGGUGCUCCAAGGCCAAAUUUAACAUCUUCAAUUAGAAACGAGUUAAUCGAUCAUUGUCAAUCUUCUAAGAGUUGCAAACUUGUAGGAAAUCAUUUUGGCGAUCCCGUUCAUGUUCUGGAUGUUUUUCAGAAAUCAGUUUUUUGUUUACAACCUCCUGGUGAUUCUUUUACCAGAAGAUCAACUUUUGAUUCGAUUUUGGCCGGCUGUAUUCCUGUUUUCUUUCAUCCACAUUCAGCGUAUAAGCAAUAUAUGUGGCAUUUUCCUAAAAAUAAUUCAAGUUACUCCGUGUUCAUACCUGAAACUGAUGUCAAGAGGAAGAGAGUGAUGAUCAAUGAGACAUUGUUUAAUGUACAAGAAAGCGAAGUGUUGGAAAUGAGAGAUGAGGUCAUAAGAUUAAUUCCGAAGAUUGUAUACCGUUAUCCAAGUUCUAGGUUGGAGACACUUGAUGAUGCAUUUGAUGUAGCUGUUAAGGGAGUUCUUCAAAGAAUUGAAGAAAUGAAAAGGUAG